GCAGAGCCAGUCGGCACUCACUGCGAGCUGCGAGCUGCGAGCUGCGCUGUGGAGGCACUUGGCUGAGAGCUGCGGAGGAAGUCAGACAGCACUCUCUGAGAGCCUUGUUGCCAGCCAGGCAGCAGUGCUCGCUGAGAGCUGCCGAGAGAUCCAGGCAGCACUCGCUGAGCGCUCUGGUGCCAGCCAGGCAGCGCUCGCUGAGAGCUGCGGAGAGAAUCCGCAGCUGUCUUUCAGAGCGGCAGGGUGAGCCAGGCAGCGGAGCUGGCUUCCCACAGAGCUCGCGAUGGAUGGGGAUCCUCCUGGACCGCCACGUCGGCAUUCUCAACACUGGAAGAAAAAACGCAGCAAUCGGAGACGGGCAGCUAGCAGUCAAGCAAGGGACAUGUCGCAGCUAAGUACGAACCCGGGUGAUUCCAGCCCUCCGGAGUCCCCUGUGCCACCAGUCCAUAGCCGCCCUACAGUACUGAUGCGGGCUCCGCCUGCUUCCUCCCGGGCUCCUCCAGUCCCUUGGGAUCCACCUCCAGUGGACUUGCAGACUCCCCUGGCUUCAUGGCAGGCUCCUCAGGCUGCCUGGGAGGCUCCAGAGGGCCAGUUGCCUGCCCCAGUGGCUCAGCUGGCCCAGCCUCCUGCUCUAGGGGCCCCAAUGGUCCAGGCUCCCCCUCUGGGGGGGGCGAUGGCCAAGCCUCCAACUCCUGGAGUCUUGAUGGUCCAUCCGCCCCCUCCGGGAGCCCCAAUGGCCCAGCCAUCAACUCCAGGAGUCCUGAUGCUUCAUCCUUCUGUCCCGGGGGCCCCUUUGGCUCAUCCUCCUCCCCCAGGAAGCCAAAUGACACACCCUCCUCCUCCUCCUGGGACCCCGAUGGCGCACCCUCUUCCUGGGACCCCAAUGGCCCACCCUCCUCCUCCUCCUCCUCCCCCUCCUCCUCCUCCUCCACCACCUCCUCCUCCUGGGACCCCUAUGGCCCACCCUCCUCCUCCUCCUGGGACCCCUAUGGCCCAUCCUCUUCCACCUGGGAACCCGAUGGUUCAUCCUCUGUCUCCUGGAACCCCGAUGGUCCAUCCCCCCCCACCUGGAACUUCAAUGCCGCACGCUCCAAUUCCGGGGACACCGAUAGCCCAGCAACCAACUCCAGGAGUCCUGAUGGCCCAGCAGCUGACACCGGGAGUCCUGAUGGUCCAGCCUCCUGCUCCAGGAGCUCCGAUGGUCCAGCCUGCUCCACCAGCUGCCUUGAUGACCCAGCCUUCACCUUCGAUAACUACGAUGGCCAAGCCUCCAGGUCCUGGUGUCGUGAUGAUCCAUUCUCCAGGUUCCAGAGUUCCAGUCAUUCAGCCUCCAGUGUCAGGAGCACCGAUGGCACAGCCAGUGUUGCCCCCAGGGCAGCCUCUGACUUCGUGGGCCCCACAGGGUCAGCCUUUGAUCCUGCAAAUCCAGUCUCAAGUCAUAAGGGCUCCUCAACAGGUUCCCCCUGCCCCAUCAACCCCACAGGUGCAACUGGGUACAGGCCCUAGCUGGCAAGCCACCACACCCAACUGGCAGGUGACCCCCCAGGGUUGGCAGGGGACGCCCUUGAACUGGCAGGGCACGCAGGUCUCUUUGCAGGCCCCCGCAAUAGCCUGGCAGGCCCCUCCUAUGCGCCAGGGGUUCCCACCUAUUCGUCCUGGUCCCGCACCCAUUCGACCUGGAGCGCCUGCAAUACUCCGCCAGAUGCCAACUGUGAUUCGUCAGGCCCCAUCACUGAUGCGGCAAAUCCCACCAUUGAUACGCCAGGCCCCUCUACCUAUCAGACAAGCUACACAUGGCAUAGCAAGCCAGACUCAUCUGUGGCAAGUCCUGCCACCCCCACCUCCACUGCGCCAGGCUCCACAUACUCGUCUGCUGAUCCCCAGGAUGCCAGGGGGACCUCAUGUGGCUACAGCACCACAAGUUACUCAGAUACAUUUGGUGCCACAGGCAGGCCUACAAGUGCCCCAGACAUUGUUCCCAGCAUCACUGUCUAUCACAAUUCCUGUGCCCCAGGCUGUCCCUCAGUCUGGUCCCCGAGGUAUGCAUUGCCCAACCAUCAUCUGGCAGGCCCCCAAAGGCCAGCCCCCGGCGCCACAGGAGCUCCAGGUGCCAGAGGAGCUCCAGGUGCCAGAGGAGCUCCAGGUGCCAGAGGAGCUCCAGGUGCCAGAGGAGGUCCCGGUGCCUGAGGAGGUCCCGGUGCCUGAGGAGGUCCCGGUGCCUGAGGAGGUCCCGGUGCCUGAGGAGGUCCCGGUGCCAGAGGAGGUCCCGGUGCCAGAGGAGGUCCCGGUGCCUGAGGAGGUCCAGGUGCCACAGGAGGUCCCGGUGCCACAGGAGGUCCCAGUGCCACAGGAGGUCCCGGAGCCACAGGAGGUCCCAGGGUCGUCGGAGUUCCAGGAGGUACAGCAGGCCCGGGCAAUGGGCUGGCAGGCACCCAAGGCACCCACUCACUUCUGGCAGCCUGCGCCUGCCCAGGAGGCCCAGGAGCAGGCCACGCCGCUCACCCAUGUGGAGCAGCAGCAGCAGCAGCAGCAGCCCUUUCGGGGAGUUCCAGCCUCCCACAGAAGCCGGCAUACUCGGAGGCCUACCCACCAGGCCCAAGCCACAGGCCUGCAGGCAGAACUGCCCUCAGUACAACCGCAGCCUUCUUGGCAAGGCCCACCCCCAACCGCGCAGGCACAGCCCGGAGCCUCCAGAGCACCAACCAAUUUUCCCAGGGGCCCCGCUAGGUCACACAUGACUCCGUCAGGAGAACCUGGCCCCUCUUCUCUAGAGCCUAGGGGCCCUCCUAGAGAUCGUAGGUCCUCUGCAAGGGACAGAAAGGGCCCUCCAAAAGAUCGCAUGAUAAUUGGUGCCACAUUCUGUGCUCCAAGGGCAACAUCAGCGUCCAGGGCUUACCUGCCAACUGCUUGGAGAAACUUGCCUGCCACAUCAGAGAACUUAGCUGCCACUGCAAGGGUCUUUCCACCUACCUCUCAUUUUCAGGCUGCCUCUUCUAAUGCCUUUAGAGGUCCAUCAGCCACCUCAGAGAGCCCAAAGUCACUGCCAUUUGCUCUGCAGGAUCCUUAUGCCUGUGUAGAGGCCCUGCCUGCAGUUCCCUGGGUUCCAUUUCCUGAGGUGAAUGCCUCCUCAGCAUGUAAGGCAGUGCCUGCCAUCCUGAUGGUGACAGCAGCUGCCCCCCAGGCAAGUGCCACUAUUCCAGAGGCCUCCAAGUCUGCAGAGCCACCACGGCGCUCUGGCAAAGCCACCAGGAAGAAGAAGCAUCUGGAGCCCAAAGAGGAGGAUUGUGGCCAUAGGAUGACCUCACGCGACUGGCGGGGGCCCCGACCCUGUGAGAGUACCAGGCAGAAUGACUGGGAGAUCCAAAGGGCAAUGCAGCUUCUGGGGGACCGAGACUCCUUCUACACUCCCCAGGGUACCUAGAGCACAGGCAAGUCCCGUUCACGGAGUCAGCAGAAUACGAGCUUCUCUGAGGGCCGCGCGCAUUCCUCGAGACCAACCAGGUGCACAUCUUGAGAUUUUCGGCCGCGAACCAGGCCCAGACAUGGACAUCCCAGUACCUUGAGUCACUGACGGCGUUGGAAUACAAGGACACGUACGAGACAUCCCAGUACCUUGAGUCACUGUCGGCGUUGGAAUACAAGGACUCGAACGAGGAGCCCAGUGACAGUGAUGAUGACACCCAUAACCCCACCAGCAGUCCCCAUCCUCAUUAAUAGGUGUUACCAAGAUGAACUGAUGAACUUAUCCCUGUGGGGUACCAGGCCAAAGGCAACUGACAAUGGGGGGAGGGGGGAACAUUGUGCUUUCUGGUGUUUUUGGUAUUGAUCUGUGUGUGUAAGUUUGAAUUUUCAGCCUGUUUUUAUAUUUGCCAAAGCUUUGUACACUUUUGUGAGGUGUUGAUUUAAACUGGCUGCUCUACUGUUUUGUAUUUUGGCCUCUGUAUUUUUAAAUGAGAUCUGUGGUUCCCUGUUUUGUGUUCUAGUUGUUAUGUUGUGGUAUCAGAGUCGUGCUACCUUUGUGAAAUGAAGUGACAGUCCAUCCGUCUUGUUCUGUUUAAGUGAAAUCAUACUAGAAUGUUCUUUGGUUGUUAACAUGACUCAUCAGUAAAAUACAGUCUGGAGAAAUCUAUAUCUAUAUAAAUUUACU
Messenger RNA from Peromyscus leucopus (white-footed mouse), 4147 nucleotides. It is a transcript of the gene Magel2, whose product is annotated as MAGE family member L2. Bases 284 to 3421 code for a protein of 1045 amino acids. The record is from RefSeq and is a predicted model, not a curated record. The transcript has 2 exons. NCBI's taxonomy places the organism in Eukaryota, Metazoa, Chordata, Mammalia, Rodentia, Cricetidae.